UUUACGCCUGCCAUCCCGCUGGUCUAGAUCUUUAUCGUCGCACGAGUGCUCACAACGCGCGGCUUCGCAGCGCUGAAGCCUGGAUUCAACACUAGGGCCAUCGUCACCUGGCUCGCCUGCACAUCUUUAUCACUGCUAGUAGUCUACAGCGCACUGACCGCGCGUAUCAAAUACAGGCAAUCCAUGGCGGGGGUGUAUACAGCCCCUACCAUGUACCAAACACCAUCAACCCCCUUCACUUUCCCCCUCAAUAUCACUCUAAAGGACCUAGGCGAAAAUCCAAAUUGGAGCAUGGAUGAAGUACCCUCCCCACCCGCGGGUGAGCAGCUUUAUUACGUCCUCAGCAUGAAGCCGCUCUCACUUUACUCCAAACCAGACCAGCAUUUCGUGUUUGUAGUGAGAAUGGUCCUCAAACUGUCUCAGUCCGGCCUAAUGGCCUGUCUCUUGCUAUUGAACACGUAUUGGUGCCGCCAUGUAGAGGCUCUGGUGGAUGAGGGGGACUUUAUGUCUAAGUCAGAGAUGUACCUUUAUUACGUUCUGGCCGGCCUCGCACUGGUCCUUCCUAUGAGCACACUGCUCGGAAUAGGCUUUGGUCUCCAUGACUGGAAACGGGCCAAUCGAAUCUCGGAUUUGUGUCUAUUACUUCUUGGACUCUCCAUCCUUGUCGGCUACGUGUUGACGUGUAGACGGCUACGGGCUCUCGAACGCGACUCCAGGAACGUCAACGGAGACGAAACCUCGACAACCCUCCAGCUGGCGUACUACAUCUACUGCGUGUACUGGCUCCUCGGCAGCCUGAUCUCCGUCAUUAUCCUCGGCUUACUAUACGAGUUCCCAGCGGUGUUCCCAGACCCGAAUCCUGUCUUGGCCCAGGCCAUCAAUGACCUUGAGGGCGCACUCUGGAGCACACUUAUCAUCUUGGCCUAUCCGGCAGCAAUGUUCUUACUCUAUCCCUCUGUCGACGUCCUAACCAAGCCUGAGAAUGACCCCGGCUCCCGGUUCCAGAAACGUGUGCGCCAGACAGUCAAGGAUACGAAACGCAUCCGCGAAAGUCUAUAUCUGGAGAGCGAUUCCAUGAACGGCAUUGAUAGCAGCCGCCUCUCGAGCCUGCAUGGCCUUACGUCUUAUCCCAACCUCACCCACCGUACAUCCGACAAUGGCCAGCCUCAAACGCCACAACCAAACCGACUCAGCUACUACGAGCCUAUGAAGAGAGAGCGCAUGAAUUCGAUCACGGCGAUGGUCAAUGAGAUGCAGUUGAUCGUAGAGGAAGAAGGAAGUGGAUCUAUUAUGAUGGUCAGGACACCAGGAUUAUUAUCGAGCGUAAGUGAUGCAUCCGCUGACCCAAAGGGCAAGUCAUCGAUCGAGAAGACGAGGUGCACAGAUCAGGAUGAACGCAGAGUAGCUGCAGGGACAGAUGCUAAUCGCAAGAUGGACACCGCUAUUGCUGGACAAAAUGCGAGUAGCCCCGGUCAAUAUUAUAUGGAUAGCAAGGAUGUGGAGGUCAUGAAGGAUUGGCUGGCUCGGAGCGAGAGUAUGGACCGGGAUGGACUUAUCGCGGGACUGGAGCAAACCAUCCCUCCGGACCAACUCUCUUGGAACAAAGCGCCAAUGACAUCUUCAGCAACAACAUCACCACUUGCAUCCGACGAUCUCACGACGCUAGUUCACCCAGAUCUUAACCCACUAGGAACACCUGCGACCUCAGCCUCCAAGCCAUUGGAAACUGUCAGCACAAAGACAACAACAACGGCAUCUACUCCCAGAUCCGCCGCAGCGCCUCUCGCGGGCAUUCUUAAGACAAGGAGCAGCACUCAGAACCCAUUUGAGCAAGGAUCAGUAUCAAAUAUUCCACCUGCUAUUGGGGCCCGGACGAGUUCCAUCCAAGGUUUGCAGGGCACUGUGGGGCCGAGGAGGAGUAGCGAGUAUGGUCAGGUCAAGCGGAGGGCAUCCGGUUCUUCCAAACCCACUCUUCCGAUAUCUACAUCCACGCCCAACCUCAGUGCGGAUGCGCCGCUGCUUUCGCCAACAUCUCAACAAAGGCGGUCUAAUGUAACUACGAGGGUCGAUGCAGGAGCGUUGGCAUUAGCAGCCCAACAGCAACACAGUCAGUUGCAGCCACAUCGGAUCUCAAAGCCGCGCACAUCGAGGGACGGGACUGAAGUCGAUUACUUUGGCCUAAGGAAGUCCUCGUUUGAGAAUGCGCCACCCAUGACACCAUCACCAUUACCCUAUGAGCCUCAGGCACAAGGGAUACAGGCGAUCGAGUUAAACAUGUCACCUACAAUGACAGGAUUCUUGCUAGCAGAUCCCUAUCCUUCUGCCGGUUCGCGCUACCUUGAUGGCGAGGGACAUCAGGAACCUGGAUCGGCGGAUGGGCAGAGCGAAGCGGGCAGUGAUCUACACAGUCGGAGGAGCGGAAGCACAGGAAGCUCGAAAAAGUACAAGGCGCCACCGCCUCCCAUCCCUACUGAAGCAAGGAAUGCAAUGGGCGCUGAAGGUGUCGGUGCAAGUAUGCCGACUACCCCUACAACUCCAACAACGCCUCCAGGAGUGCGACCAAGACGAUCGAUGGACACGGUGAUGGACCCACAGUUUCUGGCGAUGGCAAACAAGAUGUAUGAGGACCACGUCGUGCCCCUUCAUAUUAUGCGUGCAGCCGCUGCCCUAAGCUCGACGGCAACAACAUCGGUUGGCGGAGCUUCUCCGGCAUCUAUUGCCCCGCCAUCAAAGGACCCUCCUGCUACGCCAACCAAGCACACCACACCGCCUACAGUACCAACCCCGGCAUCGCCAGUGCGUAGUGUCUAUGAUGCGCAGCCAAUUUUAUCGCCGCGUCUGCCGCCCGCUGCAGCUCGACAGCAGCCCCAGCAACCGACUCAGCAUCAAGAACCGGGAUCUCUGCUGCAGCAGGUCAUGACGCCUCCAGCCAAGAGCCCCUAUCGGGUUCGCGAAUCCUUCGAGUCGAGGAUUGUCCAGGGUGGCCCCUCAACCCCUGGCCCGUAUGCUCCUGGCCAGGGCCCUGUAACACCCCCCUCACCGGCAUCCACGGCAUCGCUCACAAUUGCGUCAACCACAACCUUGCCUCGACCUUUGACGCCAGCCUGGUAUGAGACCAAGACCAACUUCGCGUCGACCAACGAUGUUCUAAAUCACUACAAUGCCGUGAUGCGCGGUGGAAGCUAUCAUAUGAAGCAACAACAGCUGCAGGAUGCACAAAAUGUCCAGCAACAACAGCAACAACAGCAACAACAGCAGCAACAACAGCAACAACAGCAACAACAGCAACAGCAACAGCAACAACAGCAACAACAGCAACAACAGCAACAACAGCAACAACAGCAACAACAGCAACAACAGCAGCCCGUUCAAGGAGGCAACCUACAGCAUUACUAUCAGGAGAAUAAAGUUGGACCACUCGACGACAUCGUUCCAGUUGCUCCUUCAUACAACCAGCAGCAGCUCUCUUCGCAACCCAUCCCUUCCGCUGCGCCGCCACAACAGCAGCAGCAGCAGGCUGGCCGUUCAUCCGAGGCUUACAGCUUGCAACCGCGGAUGGGCUCUGCAGAUAGUUUUGGUGUGGUCCGACAACGUUCAUCGUCAACUGGGAAGAAUGAUGUCAACCGACCGAUCGCCGCGCGGCUGGAGCUUCAAGAUGAUGUCCAGCGUCACCAGCAUCUUUCACAACAAGCGGUCCCCCAGCUCGAUCGUCACUCGUUUAUGAUGCCAUCGGAGUCCCUCUCGACCUACAGCACAUGGACGGGCGAUCUUUCGGACGUGACCAACACUUCCGGCGAGGUUUCUGUUGGGGCGUUCGUGGAUCGUAAACCUAUGGCUUCAAAGCAUCAACAACAGCAACAUCGACGCAAGAGCGGUGAAAAAAUAACAAACUCAUCGUUAUCAUUGUCCUCACAGAUCGGCAUGCAUCAUAGUGGAGACGAACAUGACAAGGAUAGGGAUGUGAGGAAGAGCCAGUCUAGUGGAUACUCUAUGGGUUCUUCUUUUGGUGCGGGCUCGUCUUCAAGACAGUCCGGGGGUGCGUACUCCAAUUAUUCGAACAAUUCUGGAUCCAUCGUUGUGUCAGCAUCGCUGUCAUCCGUCGGCCGCCCAGGUAGUGGCAGCGGCAGUGGCUCGUCACCUGCAGGGUCGGCCCCGAAACAUCAUGGUAACACGUCCAAGAAGCGAUCAAGCCAGAACCAGGGUAACUCAGGAGGUGGAGGCGGCAGCUUCACUGGAGCCGGUGGAAAUGGUGGUGGCAUGGCGAAGGAAGCGCCGUUGGCGACGACCUCACUUAUGAACAGCAUGCGGCUGAGCGCCUUUGGACCUGGAGAGGAUGAGGUGGAUAUCCCUGCGGCUCAUGACCAGCCUUCAGCAAGUCAAUCAACAGCAGGCGGGGCUGGCAGUAACAAAGAGUUUUAUCGAGAGGACGUGGAUCCGCAAACGUCCCAGGAGUUAGAACGCAAGGUCCAGCAAGAGUGGAUGGAACGCCGUGCGGCUGUUAAGAAGGAUUCAAAGAACCGGCUGGAGCAGCUCCAUAAACAGCAGCAGACUUUGAACGAGCAGGAGCGUCUCUCACAAGAGCAACAGCAGCAACAGCAGAAGCAACAGCAAGACCUACAGCAGCAGCAACAACGCCAACGAGAACGCCAGCAACGGUAUUUGCAGCUCCAGGGCGAGCAAAGCCAACAAGACAUCUCAGAGGAGCCAUAUACCCUGAAUAGUGUGUAUUUCAAGUCCACCGCAGACCUUCUCGAUGCUGCUGCUCCGGCUUCCAGCACGUCAGAGCAACCGAGCAGCUCGUAUGCGUUCUCGAGAGACGACUCGACAGGCAUGGCUGUACCAUCGCCCUCAGCAACUGUGACAUCGCCGGGCGAGCACUCUAUCUCCACGCCGUCCUCGAUGGCAACCGUAGGAGCCACCGAGCGGGCCUCCCCAUCACCAAGUGCCCAGUUCAUCUACGCCUCAAGUCCCACUUCUCGGCCGUACGAGCCAAUAUCUUCGCCCACGCUUCCGUCCCAUUCCGCGGCACGUAGGAUACAGGAACGCACUGUGCAGGAUGCGGACGAUGAAGAGCCCAACCCUCUCAUCCAAUCCUCCUCGUCCUAUGCACAGCACCGCCAGAACCAGAGUCAACAUGUGCUGCAGAAGAACGCUCCGACGUUGUUGCACUAUGAUUCUGUGGACUCAAUCGCGACUGUACGCGCUCACCCUUACCAACACCCGUCCGCACCAUCGUCACCGCAACCACCGCGAUCCUCACCUUCAACACCGACGUCCCCGUCGCCCAUGUCGCAGCGACCGCUUUACGCGCAGUACCAGCAAGCGCACCAGAUUCAUUAUCGGCCGCAGUCGCGUCAACAAUCGCCGCCACAGUCUCCAGGGGCAUCAAUGACUGUCGUCGGCCCAUCACAAUACCGGAUCAUUCCUGAGGAUGUGAGUAACAGAGAAGGUGGUAGUGAUUUAGAGGCGGCUAAUAGGAGUCUUAGUCCGGUCCAGAGGACGAGCAGUCGAUUGACGAACUUGACCAGCGGCGAGUCAGAGUACCAAUGGGGGAGCGCAGAACUGAAUCAUCAUCGGUGGGAGAUGUUGGAGACGUCUUCGAAAAACAACUGAAAGGAAAACGACCUGAGGCAACUAGACGUGCUUCCCUUUUCAGCCAGGAUAGGAUGAGGUGUUGUUGAUAACCUCCACCUCUUUCCGCGUCUGGU
Messenger RNA from Gamsiella multidivaricata, 5708 nucleotides. RefSeq lists its product as uncharacterized. NCBI's taxonomy places the organism in Eukaryota, Fungi, Mortierellomycota, Mortierellomycetes, Mortierellales, Mortierellaceae. Gene Ontology annotation, biological process: regulation of transcription by RNA polymerase II. Gene Ontology annotation, cellular component: nucleus. Gene Ontology annotation, molecular function: transcription cis-regulatory region binding. The record is from RefSeq and is a predicted model, not a curated record. The coding region runs from base 184 to 5613 and encodes 1809 amino acids. The transcript has 2 exons.